AUGUCCACCUUUUCCCGCCCCGUUGCAUCCGACCAGGUCCGCCACCUGGCCCUGCGUGCUGUGGCCGGGGUGACCCGACUAUCUUGCCGGACGCGGCCGAGAGUCCUCGUUGCGUCUGCCAAUCGUGCCUUCGCGACGUCGCCCUGCCGCUGGACCACCGCCGAGCUGACGGCCCCGAACGGCAGGACAUGGUCCCAGCCCCUCGGCCUCUUUAUCAACAAUGCCUUUGUCCAGAGUUCCAGCGGCCAAACACUGACCACCACCAACCCAUUCGACGAGGAGGACAUUUGCUCCGUCUCUGCCGCCACACCCGAAGAUGUCGAUAGCGCCGUCGCCGCCGCGCGUGCCGCUUUCCAGCAUCCCUCGUGGAAGCGUAUCUCCGGCACCGACCGCGGGUACCUGAUGAUGAAACUUGCGGACCUUGUCGACGCCAACCUGGAAACUCUGGCCACCAUUGAGACCCUCGACAACGGCAAACCCUACUCGGUGUGUCGCGAUUACGACGUGCCGCAUUUUUCAGAGGUCAUUCGCUACUAUGCCGGGUAUGCCGACAAGAUUCACGGCCAGACGAUGGACCUCGGUCCGGACAAGCUGGCGUACACGAUUAAGGAGCCGCUCGGGGUGUGUGGUCAAAUCAUUCCCUGGAACUACCCCUUGUGUAUGAGUGCCUGGAAGUUGGGGCCCGCGCUGAGCUGUGGCAAUACAGUUGUGUUGAAGCUGGCUGAGCAGACGCCGCUUUCCAUGUUGUAUGUUGCCCGGCUGAUCAAGGAGGCCGGAUUUCCUCCUGGUGUGAUUAAUGUGCUGAAUGGAUACGGCCACGACGCUGGCGCUGCCCUUGCUAGACACCCGGGGGUCGACAAGCUUGCCUUCACUGGUAGUACGACCACGGGUAGGGAGAUUAUGAAGCUCGCCGCCGGCACUCUGAAGAACAUCACGCUCGAGACCGGUGGCAAGUCGCCACUGAUCGUCUUCCACGACGCCGACCUCGACCAGGCGGCCAAGUGGUCGCAUGAGGGUAUCAUGAGCAACCAGGGACAAGUCUGCACGGCGACCUCGCGCAUCCUUGUCCAUGAAGAUGUCUACGACGCGUUUAUCGCAAAGUUCACCGCAAAAGUCCGCGACAUUUCUGUCGUCGGUGACCCCUUCGACGAAGCUACCUACCAAGGGCCGCAGAUCACUCGUGCACAGUACGACCGUGUCUUGGAGUAUGUCCAGUCAGCAAAGGACGAAGGCGCGACGAUCGCCAUGGGCGGUGCUCCGGCCCCGCAGGCAUCGGGAAAGGGCUUCUUCGUGCAGCCGACUGUGUUUACGGACGUGAAGACGUCGAUGCGGGUCUACCGCGAGGAGAUAUUCGGACCGUGUGCCACCGUCGUGAAGUUCCGCACCGAGGAGGAGGCGCUGGAAAUGGCCAACGACUCGGUGUACGGGCUGGGCGCCGCGGUGUUCACCACGGACCUGGCGAGGGCGCACCGCGUUGCGAGAGAGAUCGAGGCCGGCAUGGUGUGGGUAAACAGCAGCAACGACUCCGACUUUAGGGUGCCGUUUGGCGGAGUGAAGCAGAGUGGCAUUGGGAGAGAACUGGGGGAGGCCGGGCUGUCGGGAUACUGUAAUGUGAAAGCGGUGCAUGUCAACUUGACUAGUGGGUAG
This is a messenger RNA of Colletotrichum spaethianum, 1647 nucleotides long. RefSeq names its product aldehyde dehydrogenase. Lineage: Eukaryota; Fungi; Ascomycota; Sordariomycetes; Glomerellales; Glomerellaceae. The transcript is spliced from 2 exons. The record is from RefSeq and is a predicted model, not a curated record. The coding region runs from base 1 to 1647 and encodes 548 amino acids. Gene Ontology annotation, molecular function: oxidoreductase activity, acting on the aldehyde or oxo group of donors, NAD or NADP as acceptor.